AUGAACUCGCUCUCUGUGCUUUCGCCUCGUUUGGGAUGUUUCCUCUUUCAGAGUGCUCGCUAUGCAAGCACGGCCCCACGCAUGAAGAAGUUUGCUAUCUAUCGCUACGUGAGUAGUUCAUAAAAUUCUUUUUUUUUUCGGAGUUUUGGAGGAGUCUGGCAUGCUGAGUCUCAUCACUGCAUACUACGAUAACAGUUCAUAUAAGGUCUUGGGAAGGAUGUCGGGUGUACUAGGCAUGUAUUAGACUAGCGGUAGGUUUUAGAUAUCUGCGCCGUGUGCUUGUGUGACUAGUGGAACCUGAGCCGCCCGCAUGCGGCACACUUAAUGAAGUCACCUAGGUAGCUCUACAGUUGUCCGUACUUCUUUUUCGAUCACUCUCCUUGCUUCCCAUAAAUAACUCUGUUGCGUAUUGCUCUUAUCAUCUUUGAAAAGUGCAGUACACUUCUUGUAGAAUCCAGACAAACCCAGCCAGAAGCCCUACAUGCAGACUUAUGAAAUUGAUCUGAAUGAAUGCGGCCCGAUGGUCCUGGACGCUCUUAUCAAAAUCAAGAACGAGAUUGAUCCCACGCUUACCUUUCGCCGAUCCUGCCGCGAGGGUAUCUGCGGCUCCUGCGCUAUGAACGUCGACGGUGGAAACAGGCUUGCCUGCAUUUGGUAAACAUACUGUCAUUCAAAUAAUAUGCUUCUUGCUUUCGUAAACCCCGCAAGCGCUCUUGGUCGCUUACAAAUGCAUAUCACACCCAUUGUUUGGCGUCUCGAGGUUAAUUAUUCUAGGGUUGUCUUAGUACGCUGCGUCCGUCUCUUAAAAACGGUAUAGAACGCAUCUGUUAUCACUAAAUCGUUCUACUGCUCUACUUUCCCUCCAGCGCCAUCGACAAGAACACUUCAAAAACGUCUAAAAUAUAUCCAUUGCCUCAUAUGUAUGUGGUGAAGGAUCUCGUCCCCGAUAUGUCAAAUUUCUACGCUCAGUAUCGGUGGAUUGAGCCCUACCUUAAGAAGAAGGAGUUCAAGGAGGAAAAUGUCGGCGACAAAGCGUUUAUGCAAUCCGUCAAGGAUCGUGAUAAGAUCGAUGGUCUGUACGAGUGCAUUCUGUGUGCGUGCUGUUCGACGUCAUGCCCGUCUUACUGGUGGAACUCGGACAAAUACCUUGGCCCUGCCGUCCUCAUGCAGGCAUACCGGUCAGUUUCCCCAUCCAGUGUACUUUAUGCUAUGCUUAUCUCCUGAAUGCCCAAAAUAAUAAUUCGACCUUAUGUAUGGAGUCCAGUACCUCUAAAACUUGCUUUGGUUUCAGGUGGAUGAUUGACUCUCGCGACGACUACACUUUCGAACGUCUUACCCAGUUGCAAAACAAGUGGUCCGUUUAUCGAUGUCACACGAUCAUGAACUGCACAGAGACGUGUCCUAAGGUAAGUCGUCGGACUGUCAGGCUAUAAUUGCUCUUGGAAUUGUCUUACUUGUUUUGUUUCUAACUACUAUUCUCUUGCUCAUUUUUCGUUUUAAAUUUCAAGGGUCUGAAUCCCGGGAAAGCAAUUGGCGAAAUCAAGAAGAUGCUUAUUCAUUACAACAGUUACAAGAACAAGAAGCCAAUGAAUCAGAUGGUCGCAUAA
Spirometra erinaceieuropaei is the source of this 1607-nucleotide messenger RNA. The record is from the annotation of a GenBank genome assembly. NCBI's taxonomy places the organism in Eukaryota, Metazoa, Platyhelminthes, Cestoda, Diphyllobothriidea, Diphyllobothriidae.